Messenger RNA from Mesorhabditis spiculigera, 1092 nucleotides. The record is from the annotation of a GenBank genome assembly. Lineage: Eukaryota; Metazoa; Nematoda; Chromadorea; Rhabditida; Rhabditidae.
AUGACCAUCUCGUACUCGGGUAACUUUGUGCAGCUGCUCCUCCGAUGGAAGGGGUCGAUAUUUCGGAGUGUUUGGAAGGAGCUGCUCGUUUGGGUGACGCUGUACUACCUUGUACGCGUUUCAUACACGCACGCCAUACCCUGGGCCGAUCCGAAGGGUGCGCACAAGUACAGGGAGAACUUCAUCUCGGUCUGCCAGCAGUGCAACGAGUAUACAAAGUUGAUUCCACUCACGUUUCUCCUCGGAUUCUAUGUGUCGAAUGUGGUGUCGAGAUGGUGGCGCCAAUUCGAGUGCCUAUGCUGGCCGGAAGACCUGCUCUCAUUGUUAUGCUUCGUCGUGCCGGCCGACGAUAUGAAGCAGGCCAGGAAAAUCAGCCAAGGAUGCGUGUGGCUGACCCCCCUACACUGGGUCCAACAGAUCGUCUCGGAAACGGUGGCCGAAAGCGGUGCCCUGCCCGCCUACGUCAACAAUUUCAACCAGGAAGUGGUCUUUGACACGCUCUACCUUAUAACAACCGAGCUCAAAUCGUUCCGGAUCAGCUUCCGGCGGCUGUUCUGUCACGAUUGGGUGUGUGUGCCGUUAGUCUAUACGCAAGUAGCUGCUCUCGCCACGUACGCCUUUUUCUUCUUCUGCCUGUUCGGCCGGCAGACGAUCGUCGAGCCUGAAACGGUCGACUUCCGGUUCCCGAUCUUCACCGUCGUGCAAUUUCUCUUCUUCGUUGGGUGGUUCAAGGUGGGCCAAGAUCUGAUGCGACCGUUCGGGCUCGACGAUGAUGACAUUGAAUUGUCCUACAUUCUCGACCGCAACAUCUUGACGUCAUUUACGAUAGCUAACACGCUGCAGACGAGGUCACCACCCCCAUUUGAAGAAGAUCCCUACUGGAAGGCGCGCCACGACCCGAACGUCGCCGAUUCCUCAUUAAAGUACGGGCGAAUUGACUUGAGUCGCGCGAAUCACAAGCAUCCGCCCAAACUCCAUAUGCUCGCCGACCUGAAGACGGUCGAUAAGCAAUUUGUGCAACACCAAGUCGAAAACGGAUGUGCCCUGCACGACAAAAUGGAUAUGGUGGAGGAGAGGAAGCUGCUGUUCUGG